This is a messenger RNA of Carcharodon carcharias (great white shark), 1263 nucleotides long. It is a transcript of the gene cytl1, whose product is annotated as cytokine-like protein 1. The transcript has 4 exons. The coding region runs from base 1 to 420 and encodes 139 amino acids. Lineage: Eukaryota; Metazoa; Chordata; Chondrichthyes; Lamniformes; Lamnidae. Gene Ontology annotation, biological process: positive regulation of transcription by RNA polymerase II. The record is from RefSeq and is a predicted model, not a curated record.
AUGGAUUUGUUGAGGAAAAUCGUUCUACUUUGUACCUUCCUCGUAAUUACUGAUUCUGCCCCGCCGACAUGCUACUCUGCUGUUUUAAGAUUAAGUAAGGGAAUUAUGGACUCUAUGAACAGAUUGGAGACGUUUUCGAUCACGAAACGCUGUCUCGCUCACCUGCCGAAGCUCUACAUUGACGUGCAUAACUCCUGUGUGAUGGUCAAGCUUCGUGACCAUCUCUACGCUUUGGAAAAUCUCAUCACUCCCCAGUGCAGGGAGCUAAAAAGGAUUGUCUUCCUGAAUGCGCGCAUCAGGCGCUUGUACAACAUGAUCAACCGACUCUGCUACCGGGACCUCGUGUUCUUCACUGACGACUGCGCGGCACUGGAACACCCACCUCCUCCACCAGAACCGCAAGACGAGCUCUUGAAAUGAAAACUUCAAAGUGGAUUUACAUUGAGCCCACAAUAGUUAAAACCGCACCCAACCGCCUUAGAACAUGGAAUCAAAAUCUACCGUAUUAUUUCAACCAAAAGGCACGCUUUAUGUAUGGGUAGGGAUGGCAAGGUCUUUGCCGAACGGUGGGUUGCUGUUUUGUAUGCCGUGGGCAAAUUAGUUAAAGUGUGUUACUUCAUAGGAGGAGGGAGGAAUGGGGAUCUGAAGUUAGUGUUUGCUAAAUUCGACCUUCUGGUUGGUGCUGUAAUGUACAAAAAUAAACGAGGUAAGCAAAAUAAUGAUGGUGUCUCUAUUGACAUUGUAUUCCCGCCUUGACUAUAAAGCGAGGGUGAGGAGCUGUUGUACUGUAUUAAACCAACAUUAUUAUAGAAUGUUACACCAUCGUGACCUGUAACGGCUCUUUCCAGAGCUAUCAAAGUAGUACAAGCCCGACACUCCACACCGCCACCUUUCAGAGUAUAUAUCCAAACUGCUUUUGAAAACAACUGUUGCAUUUACAAGCGCUGUUUCAGGAUGAAUAUUGCUUCUGAAAUCAUAUAACCAUUUGUGUAAGAGCUGCAGCAUUAUGCAUCUGCCUCUUUGAGCUAUUUUUCUUCCAGCACAUGCAUCUCCCACACCCCUCCCCGACUGUCACACACCCCACAGUCUGACUCCGUCUUCAUGGAAAACUCUUCAAUAACGUGCACUCUAAAAAUGUUUCAAGAACUUAUGCAGUUUGAAUGUAUCUGUCCUUCCUAUUUCAAUGGCAGUUUUUUUCAUGUUGUGGCUGUUGGUAGGUCAAGUGUAUUAUCUCCGUAUUCAAAAAUAAAUUCAUUUCAAAUA